GAAGUGGUGCGCGGCCUCGCUUCCGGUGAGCUAUCGAACGGCCGGGGGCGGCGAUCGGCGGUUCCCGCAGCCAGGAUGGCGCUGUGGCUCCCGCGGUACCGGGACGGCAGCGCCGCGGUGGAAGAGGACGAGCAGCGGGAGCUGUCUCCGGGCUCCCGACAGCGCCUGCAGACCUAUAGCCAAGAGAUCGAAUUAGCCUGCCAAAAAGAGAAAGAGUUUGUGAAGCACUCUGUAGAAUGCACAUGGAAUCUUGCAGAAGCCCAGCAAAAACUUGGUAGCUUAGCACUGCAUAAUGCAGAAUCCUACGAUCAAGAACAUGCUCAAUCAAAGACUGAAGUUGCAGAGCUGAGAUGGAGAGAGGAGGAGUGGCGAAGAAAAGAAGAAGCACUAAACCAAGGGGAAAGACAGGACCUAUGGAACACAGAUCUUGUUAGUAAGGAGGUAUUUAAUAAGAGUUUUAUUAAUCAGAAAAGAAAAGAAACAGAAGAUGAAGAUGCAGCUGAGUCAUUUAUGAAAAAACAUGAACAAAAGAUUAGACACUUUGGUAUGAUGAGAAGAUGGGAUGAUAGUCAAAGGUUUCUGUCUGACCACCCAUAUCUUGUAAGUGAAGAAACAUCUAAAUAUCUCAUGUUAUGGUGCUUUCAUCUAGAAGCUGAACAGAAAAGAGCUCUGAUGGAACAAGUAGCACACCAAGCAGUAGUAAUGCAGUUUAUUAUUGAAAUUGCCAAAAACUGCAAUGUGGAUCCAAGAGGUUGUUUUCGUCUAUUUUUCCAAAAAGCCAAAACAGGAGAAGGCUAUUUUGAGGCAUUUAAAAGUGAACUUGAGGCAUUCAAGACAAGAGUAAGAAUCUGGUCGCAAUCAGAUAGCUUUCAGGCUAUCUUACUAUAUAAUCCCACUAUCAAUCCUAGUCUUGUAGAACAGCUGACAUCUUUGUCACAGAACACAGGUGAUCUACAAGGUUCCAUAAAUACAAAUGUCUGCAGUUUAAACUCUGUGAUACAAAGAGAUGAAGAAGAAUCCAAAAUGAUGGACACAGUAUAGCAUUGUUAAGACUGAGGCCAAGUACCUUUUUUUUUCUUAACAAAGGAAAGAACAUGGCUAUUUUCUUGACACUUAUUUUUCUGGGUACUGCACUUUAUUUUUGGUGUCAGAUUUGUUGUUGUUUUUUGUUGGGGGGUGGGUUGAGUGGGGGGGGGGGCGGGAAAUUCAGAAAAACUUGUAAUAUUGUUUGAAAAAUGUGCUGCUAGGUUUUUGGUUGUCCUUGAAGAGCAGGGUUCUCAUAUUGCUGAAUGUGAAACUGGAUGUGUUUUCUGCUACUAACCUUGCCUUUCAUAACGUUAGAAAUCAAAGUAUGAUAAAAGAAUCUGCACAAAUACAAUGUUUACAAGAAGCAGUAGAUUCUUGUUAGAAUCUGCUAUUGUCUUAUUACAGAUGUGGAUGUCUUACUCUGAAUUGGAGAUCACAACUGUAUUUACGCUACCUUGUUCACAUUAUAAGCUCUCAAAUUCGGUUAUCACUAAUAGCAAUAAAUCAAUAUCUGGUAUCAGUAUUUCAUAUCUGGAUGGAUUAGGUUAAAACACUGGGUUUCUACCUCUACAAAGGGGAUUUAAAUGUCACAUUGUGCUUCAUUAAAACUUGGUUUUGUCCUAAAACAUAA
Tympanuchus pallidicinctus (lesser prairie-chicken) is the source of this 1657-nucleotide messenger RNA. RefSeq names its product cell division cycle 37 like 1, HSP90 cochaperone (gene CDC37L1). NCBI's taxonomy places the organism in Eukaryota, Metazoa, Chordata, Aves, Galliformes, Phasianidae. The record is from RefSeq and is a predicted model, not a curated record. The transcript is spliced from 7 exons. Gene Ontology annotation, biological process: protein stabilization; protein folding. Gene Ontology annotation, molecular function: protein-folding chaperone binding; heat shock protein binding. Gene Ontology annotation, cellular component: cytoplasm. The coding region runs from base 76 to 1041 and encodes 321 amino acids.